AUGGCCCCUGCGGCGGGGCUCGCCUGCGUCCUGCUGUGCUGGGCGCUCUCGCUGCCCGCCGGCGCCCUGCGGCGCUCCGCGGACCGAGAUCGUAUUUUGAGGAAUAUAGAGGAGUACAGCCUUGUCAUCCCCACCAGCACCGAUUCAGAGGGCAGGUUCCUAUCCCACCUGGUGUCUGGACCACCAAAAGCACGCUUCAGAAGAGCUGCAGAGGACUUGCAACAUGAAGCGGCAAAUGAGCAAAUAUUUUACAAUGUCACUGUUUUUGGACGAGAGUUUCACUUCAGGUUGCGGCCAAACUCCAGGCUUGUCGCCCCUGGAGCAACAGUUGAAUGGCAGGAGGACUCCGACGAGACUCACAUUGAACCGCUCUAUGGGAAUUGCCUCUACGUUGGGGAUAUCACUGAUCUGCCAAAUGCUUCGGUUGCUAUCAGCAAUUGUGAUGGGCUGGCUGGCAUGAUUCGCACAGACAAGGACGAAUUCUUCAUUGAACCUCUGGAGAAAGGGGCCCAGGAGCAGGAGGAGGGAGGAGGCAGGACACAUGUGGUCUAUCGCAGAGCAGCUGCCAAGAAGCAGUUUCCUAUGGAGAGCACAGAUAUCCAGUAUAAAGAGGCUAACCUCACUAAUUUGGAUAGUCUCGACGGUGUGUUGAGGUUUAUCGAAGACCGAGUGCAUAGCUCCAGGCGGCGCUAUCGCCGACACGCGACUGAUGAUGAUUACAACAUUGAAGUUCUGCUGGGCGUUGAUGACUCAGUUGUUCAAUUCCAUGGGAAAGAGCACGUUCAGAAGUACCUGCUGACCCUGAUGAAUAUUGUUAAUGAAAUUUACCACGAUGAGUCCUUGGGUGCUCACAUCAACGUUGUCCUGGUGAGGAUAAUCCUGCUGAGCUACGGAAAGUCCAUGAGUCUAAUAGAGAUUGGGAACCCUUCUCAAAGCCUGGAGAAUGUGUGUCGCUGGGCCUACUUGCAACAGAAACCUGACACUGGGCACGCAGAAUACCACGACCAUGCUAUCUUCCUCACAAGGCAGGAUUUUGGUCCAUCUGGCAUGCAAGGCUAUGCUCCAGUCACUGGAAUGUGUCAUCCUGUUCGAAGCUGCACGCUCAACCAUGAAGAUGGUUUUUCAUCUGCGUUUGUGGUGGCCCAUGAAACUGGACAUGUGUUGGGCAUGGAGCACGACGGCCAAGGGAACAGGUGUGGGGACGAAGUCCGCCUGGGGAGCAUCAUGGCCCCCCUCGUGCAAGCCGCCUUUCACCGCUUCCACUGGUCUCGCUGCAGCCAGCAAGAGCUGAAUCGAUACCUCCAUUCCUAUGAUUGUCUGCGUGAUGAUCCGUUCGAACAUGACUGGCCUUCCCUUCCUCAGCUGCCAGGAAUUCACUACUCCAUGAAUGAGCAGUGUCGUUUUGAUUUUGGUUUGGGCUACAUGAUGUGCACAGCUUUCCGUACAUUUGAUCCCUGCAAGCAGCUGUGGUGCAGCCAUCCCGAGAACCCCUACUUCUGCAAAACGAAAAAAGGGCCUCCGCUGGACGGGACCAUGUGUGCGCCAGGAAAGCAUUGCUUCAAAGGUCACUGCAUCUGGUUAACACCAGAUAUCUUGAAACAAGAUGGACACUGGGGGGCAUGGAGUAAGUUUGGCUCUUGUUCUCGCACCUGUGGCAUAGGGGUGAAGUACCGGACACGGCAGUGUGACAAUCCACACCCAGCCAACGGAGGCCGCACAUGUGUGGGGCCGAGCUAUGAGUUUCAGCUUUGCAACACUCGGGAUUGUCCUAAGGACUUUGAGGAUUUCAGAGAGGAGCAAUGCAGACAGUGGGAUCCUUACUUUGAAUAUCAGAAUACAAAACACCACUGGCUCCCCUAUGAACAUGUUGAUGCUAAAGAAAGGUGUCACCUGUACUGUGAAUCCAAAGAAACGGGUGAUAUCGUAUACAUGAAAAGGAUGGUACAUGAUGGGACUCGCUGCUCCUACAAAGACCCUUACAGCAUCUGUGUGCGGGGAGACUGCUUGAAAGUUGGGUGUGAUAGGGUCAUAGGUUCCACAAAGCAGGAAGAUAAAUGUGGUGUUUGUGGAGGAGAUAAUUCCCACUGCAAAGUGGUGAAAGGAACGUUUUCAAGGGUACCAAAAAAACAAGGUCACGUUAAGAUGUUUGAAAUUCCUGUUGGUGCAAGACACUUACUUAUACAGGAAACAGACGCCACCAGCCAUAAUCUCGCAAUUAAAAAUCGUGAAACAGGAAAAUUCAUUUUAAGCGAAGACAACUACGUGCCAGACUCUAAAGUAUUUAUUGACAUGGGUGUGGAGUGGGAAUAUCGGAAUGACGACGAUAGAGAAACCGUGCAGACCAUGGGGCCCUUGCGUAACGGCAUAGUUAUUCUGGUGAUUCCUCAUGGUAGUGCCAAGAUCUCUCUGACUUACAAGUACAUGAUCCACGAAGAUUCCUUGAAUGUAGAUAACAAUAAUGUUUUGGAAGAGGACUUGGUAUCACAUGAAUGGGCUCUGAAAAAAUGGUCCCAGUGCUCAAAGCCUUGUGGAGGAGGCUAUCAGUUCACAAAAUACGGCUGCCGGAGGAAGGCAGACCACAAGAUGGUUCAUCGGAAUUACUGCGAGCUGAUCCAGAAGCCGAAGCCCAUUCGCAGAGUGUGCAACCUCCAGGAGUGCUCCCAGCCCAUCUGGGUUACAGGAGAAUGGGAACCUUGCAGCAAGACUUGUGGGAAGACAGGUUACCAGGUGCGAUCUGUCCGAUGUAUCCAGCCCCUGCACGAUAACACCAAUCGGUCUGUUCACACCAAGUACUGCAACAACGAUCGUCCGGAAGGCCGGAGGCCUUGCAACCGGGAGCUUUGUCCAGCACAAUGGAGAUUAGGACCCUGGUCACAGUGCUCUGUCAGCUGUGGCAACGGCACACAGGAUCGCCAGGUUCUGUGCCGGACCAGGGACAACGUUGCUGGCUUUUGUAAAGAAGAUAAACCAGAGAGCGUAAGGAUUUGCAGGCUACCUCCAUGUCCUAGAAACGUUUCUGAUCCUUCAAAGAAAACCUACAUGAUACAAUGGCUGUCGAGACCUGAUCCAGACUACCCCAUCCAGAAAAUAUCUUCAAAAGAUCAUUGUCAAGGAGACAAGUCAAUGUUUUGUCGCAUGGAAGUUCUCUCGCGUUACUGCUCGAUUCCCGGUUACAAUAAGCUGUGUUGCAAGUCCUGUAAUAUGUACAACAACAUUACAGAGGAAGACAACAUAACCGAUUCUAACGUAAAUAAGAAUAACGUCAUUGAGGAGGAGCUCCUGACAACCCUCAGCACUCCCAUGGGAGUUUCCACCACACGGGCUGCCACCAGUCCUCCUCUCAUUUACAAAACAAGUGCACCUCCUUCUAAUGCAACUGAGGAGCACCCAGAAAUUAACACAGUGGAUGUUCCCUACAAGAUUGACGGGUUGGAUAAUGAAGUAUCGCAGCACAACAUCAUUAACCGGAGGAGAAUACCUUAUGAAAGGACAAGGAAUCAACGAAUUCAGGAGCUGAUUGCUGAGAAAAGGAAAAAAGAGACUCUUAGAAAAAUGAACUAAAGUGGAAAUAUGGCACAAACAACAUUUUUUUUCUCUUAUAGAGAUGGUACCAAUGUCAAGUAUUGCCCAUGUCAUAGAGACUAAAAAUGGGGAAAAUCAAAGUGGUGCUAUGGCAGAAAUGCCGAAUUCUAAAGUCUGCUCUAAACGGGAAUGACAGAUUGUUUCAAAAGUGCUAAUCUAAACACUUUGAUGGCUAGGUUUACAGGGUACGGUAGAGUAUUAGUGCAAUAUCAUUACAGCGUUUCACUGAAUCCAAACAAACCGUAAUAUCUUGGCCAGGUUAGCAGGUUUCUAGUUUAUGGGGUCUUUUAAUUCUUUUAUGCCUGUGUAAAACUGCUUGGGAAUAGUACUGAGAAUUACAUUUAGGAUGGAGGAAAGCAGUCCCAAGAUGAAAUAAGUCCCCUUACCAGUGCCAAGCAGGUGGUCAGCUCUGCGGCGAUGCUCCCGGGCACUAACUCGGCCCUGCUUCAGGAAGGUGCGUGAGGACAUGCCAGGCCACGUGGGGCUGCCUUCAGUAGAGUUGCUCGCGCGGCUAUGGCUAGGCAUGUGCUUAUGUAGCUUUCUUAACCAGGUCUGCAUCAGGAAAUACGUAGAAAAUUCUGUAGCCAUAUAUUUAUGUGUAAAUUAAAAAUUGACAACCAGUAGUUUGCAUAUUUCCAUAAACAAAUUCAAAGCAUUCUUCUAAACAGUCGAAUAUGUGUGAGACAGGGCAGAUCCAGCCAAUGUGGACUGACAACAUCCUGGUCUUUCGGUUUACAACUAUUCUUAUUUUUUGAUAGUCUUUAAACUCCUGUAAUGCAACAGCCUCAGUGAUCUUGGUUGGUGCUUUUUUUUUGGUCCAUUUUUUUUUCUAUCCACGUGCUGUUUAACUUAAAAAUGACUGGAUUCUUAUUGCCUUUUCUUUGGUGCUCUGUGAAGAAAACUAUAUUUUUUUUCUCCCAUAGUGCAAGGUUAUUUUGGAAGAAAUUGUUUUGUAUUAUCUUCCUUUGCUUAGGCCAGCUUUAUCAGUGCAAAAGUGAGCAGUUGUUCACUGUGCACUUACACACACAUACAGACACACUUACUUACAGUACCAGGUCUGCUAGAAACUUAAGCAUGUGUAACCCGACAGCCCUUUGAGUACUCUGUCUCCCCUCAGGGUCACCAUGGUUUUCAUAGGUAAUUUUGCCUGGUCGGAGAUCGUGAGACAACUUCAGGUUGGCUCUUUUGUUUCAGGAUCAAUCUGUGUUUGAGGUUUGGGAGUUUCGGGAAGGUCCUGCCUUCCAAUAUUCAGUGCCAGAAUUAUUUCAAUUAUUUCAAUCUGAGUGUAAGAACAUCUCAUUCUCCAGCCUUCUCAUUAGCCUGAGCUGUUCUUCAUUUAAAGCAGAGCCAGUUAUAAGCCUGUAUCAUAACAUGAUUGUUGGAUAGGUGCUAAAUUUCCAGCAACAUGUAAGCUCUUAUAUGGCCCAGCUGCUGGCAAAGAGCUCCUAAGUCUUGCAAAGGAAACCACAUGCGGCUUCCUGCUGCCAGCCUGAGGCCCGCAAACAUCAUGGCUCGGCAGGCUACCCCAUUCCUGCUGCAGGAAGUGCUGAUUCAACUGGGAAAGAGAAGGAGGGAGCGUACGGAAAAGCAGUCUUUGCAGCAUUGGAAUGUCGAACGCGCUGCCUGAGCUGUGUGGCCAGAAGUCUUCGAAGGACAGGAGCCUGAUUUAACAGAAAUAAUUUAUGGAGAUACCAGUCGAAGUAGAGGAGGAAUGUGUUGAGAUGCUGUGACAACCUCAACUUGCCUUUCUUACAGAGGAGCAUGGUGAUACACCCGGAUGAGUGUUUCGGAGCAGUCCAGGUGGGUGCUAUACUGAAGACCACGAAGAAUGGGCAGUGUGACAGGACUGAUAAAAAUCAAGAGCUCUAAGAAACAUCUCCUGGGCCGAGACUCUCUCAGGUCUGCAGCAAAUCUGUCAGCAGAUGUUAGAGCAGCAGACAGUACAAGCACCAGGGACAUAUGGACACCCCUAGGCCUUCUGAGCUGGCUUGGCAAGAUCUCCUGUCCCUAGUCUACACUAACCUGCUCUAAUAGUUUUUGGAAGGAUGCUGUGAUGCAAAAAGUAAUGUGUUUUGGUUUUAAAAGGUAAGAUUAAAGCCCCACAGCAUAGCAGCAUUGAGCAGCGAGUGGGUUGCAGAGAGAAGAGCAGAGCAGGCUCAGAGUACAGCUGGGGGGACGCUCAGCAUUUUCCUGCAGGCCAAGGGUGCUAUAUAGGAACCUUUGCUUGCCCCCAGCCCUGCUCCAUGGGUGUCUGCCACUACCAAAGCACGAUGCACAGAUGAGCUCAGCACUGAUCCACAGUGAGCGGCAGCCUCGGCAGAGGGAUUUGCAGCUGCCUACAGACAUGGUAGCUGUAGUGACAGUAUGGGGUCACGUUGCAUCUGUGUAAAGCAGAGCAAUGUAGUAAUGAGCACCAAAGGGUGCUAUUUACGUGCUAUUUAAAGGUAGGGAGAAGUAUCUAAAUCAACGCCAUUCCAGCUGCUGCACGUAAAAAUCUAGCCAUGAGAUAAACAAGCUGUAUGGAGGCUCAUAGCAUGUAGGUAUACUGAGUGUUUCUUGCUUUCCACAUUUUCCUUGCACAGAUCUGAUUAACGUAAAAAGUCAUCUCUUCAGGUUAUUAUCCUGCUUUUAGGUCUAAGGACAGUAAAAAUAAACCACACCCCCAAGACUUUAUGUAGCCUAAAAGGACAUCUAAGCAUGUGAUAAACUUACAGGAAAAAAAUUACUAAACCUAAGGACAGAGAGGGUCUAUGGCUCAGAGUAUGUAGGUGGCUACUAGCCCCUUCAGCUCUCCUACCUUCCUAUUUCUGAUAUAUUCUGUGACUUCUCCAUGUCCCUUCUCAGGCUCCCUGAGGGCUCUUCUUUGCUGUAGACUCCUUGAUAAAUCUUUAUUUUCUCACUCUGAUUCCAUCUUAGUUCAGGAUUUGGUAGAAGUUUGCCACCGGGAUGGUUCCCUGUUUUACUUUCUGGGUCUUGAUGGAGAGCCACUUCUCCUACCUUCAGAAACCCAAGAUACCUCAUCUUAUAGCUUAUGUUCUUCCUUGGUAUCUGGAAUAGGUUUAGCCAAGAAGGGCAUAGGAAGAAAUGUCACAUGAGCAAUGCCCACAGUUCAAACACUGCCUUACAAAUAGGCUGUUCUCUCCAAAGGACUUCUAAGUUAGCAAAUAAUGAAGGAAAUUUAUUUGGUGCAACUUCAGGUGACCUUUCUGCAAACACCAUGGUGAAAGGCUUGCUCUGCUGUAGCCACUCAAUCUUUCAAGUGGACUUGGCAGUUCUGCUCUGGACAUUUCAAGCAGUUCCACAGAGAGGCCAGGAUUGCUGUUGGCACAGUGACUGUGACCCCAGGGCAUGUCAGAGCCCCCAGCACGAGGGUGACCCGUGAGGAUUAGCUCCCGUGCAGCGUGGACAUCACUGGCUGAUCUUGCAAAACUGGUUCAAUGUUCAGAAACCUGUUUUUAACUGGGAUGCUUCGCUCUUUCCCCAGAGUGAGUCAGUUCUCAGUCAAACAAACCAAAAGUGGUUUUUGCCAAUCAAGAUGGAACUUGUUCUACUUGUGACGCUGGAGGAGGCUCACAGAAAUCUGGGCUCCGUGUAGUGGUCAUCAAUGGCCAAGUGACAUCCACACUUCGAAAAGACUUACUCCAUUUUCCAGUCUCACCUUUUGGAGGAUUUCAUUUGAUUUAUUUCUCAUUAUUUUAAAUUCCAAUGAAUAUGUUUUCUAGUUAUUAUUUGGCCUGUCUCCUUGUGGUGCACAGCCACCAGCUACCUUCUCCAUACAGUCCUCCCAUAUAAGAAAAAAAGUCUCUCAUACCAGGAAAGCUUUUCAAGAUGGUUUUCAUAUCUCAGAAGAUGUUUUUGAGAAGUUCCUCAAGAUAGCAGGUUCCUAAGGUGGUGAACCACACCACCCUGCUAAAGAGCCAGAGCAGAGCUCUACUAAUUCAGAAAAAGCAACACAAGGCAGUGGAGGGGUGGCUCACUCUUAGCUGAGCUUUAGUCCUUUUCAUGCUGUGCAAUAUUUUGGUCACUUACUGGUCGGUUGAACUUUAGACAAUUGUUUCAUCUUUCCUACAGCGCUGUAAUUGGGCAAAAGCAUCACCAUAGUUUGCCUCCUUCUAUUUUGCUGUUGCCCAGGUACUGCAUUUAGAAACAUAAUGAGCACAGAAGAUAUUUUAAUUUAACUUAAUCCUCAGAAACUAAGGAAAGCAGAUUUAUAAGCAAAUCAAGUUAUAUUCCUGCAGAGACUGCUUGAUCUGAGAGCUACAGCAAUGUAGUCCCAUUGAGCAAUGCACUUUCUGAUACAUCCAACCAUACAAGUACACAACUUUCCAAAUAAUAAUUUUUCUAUUUGUCUAAACUUAAAAUCCAGGCGUCAGCCCCUCACAAAAAUAAUAAAUAAAUAAAUAAAUGAAAAUAAAAAAAUAAAUCCCAAACCAAUUCUCUUUUUCCAUUUCCUUUGGCUCCAAAUUACUUCCAUUUUUCUCCAGCCACAUUCCUUUAAAAAUUUCUGUAAUCGCGUAUGAAUGCAUCACUUUUUCUAUUAACAUAUCCAUUCAAUAUUUAGAGUCUCACAAUAUCUACAUAGAUGCUUUCAGAUAUUUUGAGAAUUCUAUAAAUGGUGCUUUACAAGUACUCAAAGGGUUUUAUGUUUUAUUUUAUUAUGUAAUGCAUUUAAUGUCUUAUUUACUCACCUACAAUGCACAGUAUUAGCUAUGUUCAUCUGAAUAUCUAUAUGUGACUUCCAUUCACUUACAUAUACCUUAACAGAAAUUGCAAUAAA
Molecule: messenger RNA, 8359 nt
Organism: Rhea pennata
Lineage: Eukaryota; Metazoa; Chordata; Aves; Rheiformes; Rheidae
Gene: ADAMTS2
Product: ADAM metallopeptidase with thrombospondin type 1 motif 2
Exons: 22
Coding region: 1-3561 (1186 amino acids)
Biological process (GO): extracellular matrix organization; proteolysis
Molecular function (GO): zinc ion binding; metalloendopeptidase activity
Source: RefSeq, a predicted model, not a curated record